UUUUCUCCUUAUUUUUGUGUAAGUUUAACCUGGUAUCAAGAGCCCUUUGAUUUGAGAUUUUUUUUUUACGUUGCUUUUCCUAAUUUAUUCCCAAACACAAACCCUAGUAUUUUUGAUUUUUUUUUUCAAGAUUAUUUGCGUGAGUUAAUUAGUUCCUGGUGUGUGCUUCCGCUUUGUGUGUUCAUUGUUUUCUUCUUUUUCGUUUGAGUUGUGAUGACUAGUGGUGAAGUUCCGCCGCCGCCUCCUCCUCCGGGUCCUCGUUAUGAACCGUUCUCUGCCUACUAUCUCCAUCCGAGUGAAGGUACAAGGGUUGUGAUUAGCCCAAUUCUGCUAAAAGGAGAUAACUACAAGGAGUGGUCUCGUUCUUUACGCAAUAACCCUCGUGCAAAGAACAAACUUGGUUUUAUUGAUGGUACUAUUACCGUGCCGGAUGCUAAGUCUCCUGAUUUUGAUCAAUGGGGGAUUGUUAAUUCAAUGCUUGUUGCUUGGAUUGUUAAUACUUUGGAUGUCUCUGUUCGAUCCACUGUUCGUUUCCCAGACCAUGUCAAGUCUUUGUGGGAUGAUCUACGUGAUAGAUAUUCCCUUGGCAAUGGCCCUCGUAUUCUUGAUUUAAAGGCUCAAAUUGUGGAUUGCAAGCAGCGUGGUAGGCCGGUGGCUGUGUAUUUUGGUGAGUUACGUAAAUUACAAGAUGAGUUAGCUAGUUAUGUCAAAGUUCCCAAGUGUACAUGUACUGCUGCUCAUGAAUAUGCUAAAAUUGUUGAAAGUGAACUACUCCAUCAAUUUUGUAUCAGUUUGGAGCCAAAGAAAUUUGGUGGUGUUGUUUCUACCCUUCUUAUGAUGGACCCAGUACCUUCCCUUAAUGUGGCUUAUGCAAAAGUGGUGUCUGAAGAGCGUAAACAAACGGUCUCCGAUGCUCAAGAUACUCGUUCGGAGGCAGUUGGGUUUGCAGCGUCAGGUUCUGCUCAAGCCAGGACUACUUCUUGGUCCGGUGGUGGUGAUGCUAGGGUGUGUGACCAUUGUGGUAAAAAGGGUCAUGAGAAGGAGAAGUGUUUUGAUCUUGUGGGUUGGCCCGAAUCGUUUAACGGUGGUGGUCGUGGUGGUAAUCGUGGUGGUAGGACUAGUCGUGGUGGUCGUCAAUCAAGUAGUGGUAGUCGUGGUAGUCGUCAAUCAAGUGGUGGUGGCCGUGGGUUUGCAGCAAAUAUGAGCAACAACACUCGUCAAUUGAGUGGGUCUGAGAUUAAUGAGAAUGAUCGUCAAAGUGCUCCUACACUCACUGAUGCACAAUGGGCCCAAUUCUUAAAUGCAAUAAAGGGUGGAAAACCCACUAAUAAUUAUUCAAGUGACCAAACAUCUCACGGACUGCACUUUGAAGAACCUGAUUGGAGCGGGGGUGCAGUAUAAUGGGGUCUAUCUCUUCAGACCAGUUCGUGCUCAUAGUUUUCAAGUCAAUUCGGUUGAUGUUCCAGAUGCAAGUAUGUUAUGGCAUAGACGUUUAAGUCACCUUUCGAUGAAAGUUGUUUCUUCUUUGCCUGGAGUAGCCAGUAGUAGUAUGAAUAAAAAGUGUGUUGUUUUUUAUUGUCGUAUUUGUUUUAUGGGUAAACAACCCCAAAACUCUUUUCCUUUAAGUAUGAAUAAAGCAUCUGGUUUGUUUGAUUUGAUACAUUGUGAUAUUUGGGGUCCAAAUAGAGUAUCAUCUAGUUGCAAUGCUAGAUAUUUUCUUACUAUUGUUGAUGAUUUCU
This is a messenger RNA of Chenopodium quinoa (quinoa), 1739 nucleotides long. RefSeq lists its product as uncharacterized. The transcript is spliced from 2 exons. The record is from RefSeq and is a predicted model, not a curated record. Lineage: Eukaryota; Viridiplantae; Streptophyta; Magnoliopsida; Caryophyllales; Amaranthaceae. Bases 214 to 1401 code for a protein of 395 amino acids.